Messenger RNA from Pseudoliparis swirei, 1615 nucleotides. It is a transcript of the gene fdx2, whose product is annotated as ferredoxin 2. The record is from RefSeq and is a predicted model, not a curated record. Lineage: Eukaryota; Metazoa; Chordata; Actinopteri; Perciformes; Liparidae. Gene Ontology annotation, molecular function: 2 iron, 2 sulfur cluster binding. Bases 16 to 606 code for a protein of 196 amino acids. The transcript has 5 exons. Gene Ontology annotation, cellular component: mitochondrion. Gene Ontology annotation, biological process: P450-containing electron transport chain; positive regulation of oxidoreductase activity.
GACCAAAACAGAAACAUGGCGGCCGCGGCGGCUGUCCGGUCGAGCGUGGGGCUGACUUUGAGGCUUUCUCGAGCUUUACCGGACUGCAGCAACUGUCCCUUUCACCGGUCAAACGGCGGUGUCAGCGGCGUUUGUAAUUCACAAAGGAGGGGCUCGUUUGAUAGCUUUCGGACCAUAAAUCGACACUUGCAGACGAGUAAAGGUCUGUACCACAGCGAGGAGGGCAUCUCCAAUGCAGAGGACCCUGACGAUGUGGUGAACGUGGUGUACAUAGAUCGGUCAGGCCAGAAGAUCCCGGUGAAGGCUAAAGUGGGAGAUAAUGUCAUGUAUCUGGCUCAGAGGCAUGGAAUCGAACUGGAAGGAUCGUGUGAAGCCUCGCUGGCCUGCUCAACGUGUCACGUCUACGUGAACUCCUCCCAUUUCGACAAGCUGGCAGAGCCUGAUGAGAGGGAGGAUGACAUGUUGGACAUGGCGCCCAUGCUUCAGGAGAACUCCCGGCUGGGAUGCCAGAUCAUUCUCAAGCCGGAGCUCAACGGCAUAGAGCUCACCUUGCCCAAAGUCACGAGGAACUUCUACGUGGAUGGCCAUGUGCCCAAACCUCACUGAGAAGAGGCGCAGAGAACAAAAAUGAGGGGAGGUGGAGGUGACGCUGUGUGUGCUGGUUGAUCACGGAGAAAUGCACGGCUAGGAUAGUAAAAGGUCCGUUGCAACUCCCAAGACUUCAUCCAGACUGAAAAAGUCCCACAGUUAAUCGACAGCUCAUGCCUGCAGGUGACAUCGAGAAGAGCCAGAGAAUAUUUCACUCAGGGUGAAAUCAAUGGUUACUUCAAAAAAAAACAUAAAAACUGUGGUUUAACAGAAGAUAUAUUUAUUCAUGCGUGGUGUUCUCAGCAACAAGAGGCCAUUCAAUCCAACAAACUGCUUUGCUAAAACAUUAGACAAUUCAAGAGACAUACCACAUCUGUCUUCUACAUUGCAGAGAAAGAUUCAACAAAGUUCAUCAAUGGAACAUUCCUCGUUGGAGCUCUUGAGCUCUAACGCACAAGUAUUCCAAGAAGAUGUUCCUAGUCAUUUACGCUCUCGAUUCACUUAUAUGGUAUGCAUUUAGUUCCAUUUAUAUUUACCUGUGAUUUUGCUGGCUUAUCAAUAUGUACCAACCCAAGUCAUAGACCUAAAUAGGUUUUCUUUCUGCAUGGUACUGAAGCCAGAUUCAGAGGAAGAAGAAACCAUUUAUCACAAGAGAAAUGCGGCUUGAAGCUGAAAGUUUGGGCUCGAAUUUAGAGUUAAAAACACACAAACUACACUUACAUUUCACUCACUUGAACACGGCAAAACAUAUUUCGGCAAAUUGUCUUGAGAGUGGCAGAUGGAGAAAAAAAAAUACAUUUGAAAGCACUUCCUCUCAGCUUCAGGUGCGCUUUGAUCCAGAGCAGAAUGGAGGUGGAGACGAGUCCUGUGAGCUGGUGGGCUUAACGUUACCACGGAAUGAGUUUCUGCCCUUUACUUGGUAAAGUCUACUGUACUUGUCCUUACGCACAAAUGUAAGUCAACUGUGUUUAACAUGCGUUAAAAAUGACAAAUGUGAAGUUGUGUAAUAAAAUGUUUUUAAACAUAA